AUGUCGUGCCAGCAGAGCCAGCAACAGUGCCAGCCCCCUCCCAAAUGCAAGACCCCAAAGUGCCCUCCUUCUUCUUCUUGCUGUAGCCUGGGUUCUGGGGGCUGCUGUGGCUCCAGCUCUGGGGGCUGCUGCAGCUCUGGGGGUGGCGGCUGCUGCCUGAGCCACCACAAGCCCCGAUUCUCUCUCCGUCGCCGACGUCACAGCUCUGGAUGCUGUAGCAGUGGUGGCAGCAGCUGCUGUGGCAGCAGCGGUGGCAGCAGCGGUGGCAGCAGUUGCUGUGGCAACAGCGGUGGCAGCAGCGGUGGCAGCAGUUGCUGUGGCAGCAGCGGUGGCAGCAGCGGUGGCAGCAGUUGCUGUGGCAGCAGCGGUGGCAGCAGUUGCUGUGGCAGCAGCGGUGGCAGCAGCGGUGGCAGCAGUUGCUGUGGUAGCAGUGGUGGUAGCAGUGGUGGCAGCAGUAGUGGCUGCUGUGGCAGCAGCAGUGGCAGCAGCAGCCAUCAGCAGUCUGGAGGCUCUAGCUGCUGCUCUGGAGGUUGCUGCUGACCUGGAGACGAAGAACAUGGAAAGUAGCAUUGGCUGAAGACCUGCCAGCAGAGGGUCCCCCUCUUCUCUGGGUUUCCUGCAGAAAUAUUUCUAGAACUCUAUGUAUGCCCUUCUUCAUCUCGCUAAAGCUCAUCUACCGUGAGGUACUGAGAUCUCAGCUCUGAGAUUCAUUGGCUUUGUUUUUUUCUGACACAACUUACUGUAUGAAAAGAGCUUCAGCUUUGAAGCUUGUUUCUGGGCAAUAAUAAAGCUUUUGAUUCCUGA
Messenger RNA from Rattus rattus (black rat), 804 nucleotides. RefSeq names its product late cornified envelope protein 1D-like. The transcript has a single exon. The coding region runs from base 1 to 540 and encodes 179 amino acids. Gene Ontology annotation, biological process: epidermis development. The record is from RefSeq and is a predicted model, not a curated record. Lineage: Eukaryota; Metazoa; Chordata; Mammalia; Rodentia; Muridae.